Messenger RNA from Cebus imitator (Panamanian white-faced capuchin), 1486 nucleotides. RefSeq names its product methyltransferase like 7B (gene TMT1B). Gene Ontology annotation, molecular function: S-adenosylmethionine-dependent methyltransferase activity. The transcript has 2 exons. NCBI's taxonomy places the organism in Eukaryota, Metazoa, Chordata, Mammalia, Primates, Cebidae. The record is from RefSeq and is a predicted model, not a curated record. Bases 210 to 944 code for a protein of 244 amino acids.
AAAAGUCGUUAAAGAGCCUGUGGGGCUGUGGGGAUUGCACCGUCUGGAGGAAUUUCAUACACCCACUCAAUCCUGGCAAAGAUGAAAUUGCCAAGUAGGAGACAAGGAGCAAAGUCCCAUCACAGCGGGAGGGGACGCCAGUGCCUGCUGAGGCUGAGCAGGGUAAAGGCCAAUGCCCCAGCGGCAGCACCGCUCAGAGCUGGUCGGCCAUGGACGUCCUGGUCCCACUCCUGCAGCUGCUGGUGCUGCUUCUCACCCUGCCCCUGCACCUCAUGGCUCUGCUGGGCUGCUGGCAGCCCCUGUGCAAAACUUACUUCCCCUACCUGAUGGCCGUGUUGACCCGCAAGAGCAACCGCAAGAUGGAGAGCAAGAAACGGGAGCUCUUCAGCCAGAUCAAGGGGCUCAUGGGGGCCUCUGGGAAAGUGGCCCUGCUGGAGCUGGGCUGUGGCACCGGUGCCAACUUUCAGUUCUACCCAGCAGGCUGCAGGGUCACCUGCCUGGACCCAAAUCCCCACUUUGAGAAGUUCCUGACAAAGAGCAUGGCUGAGAACAGGCACCUCCAAUACGAGCGGUUCGUGGUAGCUCCUGGAGAGGAUAUGAGGCAGCUGGCUGAUGGCUCCAUGGAUGUGGUGGUCUGCACCCUGGUGCUGUGCUCUGUGCAGAGCCCAAGGAAGGUCCUGCAGGAGGUCCAGAGAGUACUGAGGCCGGGAGGUGUGCUCUUUUUCUGGGAGCACGUGGCGGAACCACAAGGAAGCUGGGCCCUCAUGUGGCAGCAAGUUGUGGAGCCCACGUGGAAACACAUUGGGGAUGGCUGCUGCCUCACCAGAGAGACCUGGAAGGAUCUUGAAAAGGCUGGGUUCUCCGAAGUCCAAAUGGAACGACAGCCCCCUCUCUUCAAGUGGCUACCUGUUGGGCCCCACAUCAUGGGAAAGGCUGUAAAAUAACCAUUCCCAAGCCCCAAGGCACUCAUUUGCUUCCUCCCCAGCCUCCAGUUAGAACAAGCCACCCACCAACCUAUCUUCCACUGAGAGGGACCUAGGAGAGUGAGAGAAGCCAUUCCCGUAUCACCUCCUAGUCCCUCUCUCCCCAGCCUCUGCCAGGGCAAUCUCUAGCUUCAAUGCCUCCUUCGACAGUGAAAAAGCUGUACUUCUACCCUGACUACAGGGAGGAAACGCUUGGAUCCUUAACUGCAAGUUUCUGGACUGGUCUCCCGACGUUUGCCUACCUGUCCUCUAGGACAGCUCCCUGUCCCUUUCCUUUGUUCCCGUGGUAACGCUCCCCUUGCUUUCCUCCUGAGGCUACAGGAACUGGUCACAAAAGUCAUGGUGCACACAUCCCUGCCAAGCCCCCCGACCCUCUCUCCCCACCACCAACUUCAUCCCGAGCUGAGGGCACCAAGGAGAAUCAGAGACGCUGAGGCUGAGGGAGAAAGAGUCUAAGGAGGCAGAGGUUUUGUUCUCAAAUAUUUUUUAAUAAAUAGAUGAAA